This is a messenger RNA of Phytomonas sp. Hart1, 2562 nucleotides long. NCBI's taxonomy places the organism in Eukaryota, Euglenozoa, Kinetoplastea, Trypanosomatida, Trypanosomatidae. The record is from the annotation of a GenBank genome assembly.
AUGUCUUUUUUUGGUGCAUCAGAAAAGUCAAGUAAGGAGUACGAAACCGAGCGACAGGAUCUCGUGCAUUUAUCCCGUGAUAAUUUCUCACGACGUCUGCGCCUUUUUAGCCGAAAUAACUUUGACAACAAACAGCGUCUGCUGCUUCACGCACAUUUGAUGGAACUGCUUCAGAGUCGACUGUCAAACGUGACAGACAAGAUUAUCCACGAUUACAUUCGUUUGGCUUAUAUUGCUGAGUUUUAUGAUUUAAGUCUGACUAUUUUUCAUGCACGACAUCGGUUAGACCUUCACCAGGGACAGAUUAGUGAUGAUGCAAUGGCAAGAAAAACACCUAGUGAUGCCAAUGCAUCUUCUAAUUUGUUGACAUCCCUCCAGAAUGUCAACGACGUCGGGGUUUCGGAUGCAUCUUUGCCAUCGCAAGGUACGAAAAACUCCUUUGUGGUGUCCGAGUACAUCGUUGACAGUGCCUAUGCUCUGCAACAUCAUGCGGAGCUGGUCCGACUGGCGUCCUGCUGUAGUUGUUAUCUACGAGAAUGUGCGACGAUCCCUGGCGUUAUACCAGAAACAAUGGCUUAUUUAUCUCUGCUGCGUUGUUUCUGGCGCGCAGUAUGUCUCUCGGAGGAAUUUUCUAGGGAAGAGGCCGACAAUGGCAGUGGUGGUAAUAGCAAGCAGACACUUGAUGAUGCACGUUAUAUCAUGAAACAUUAUGUGACACCACUCUUCCCUAUGAACAAUACUAUGACUCAUUCAUCAAGAAGUACGAUUUUAGAUUCUUUUAUGCGGAGCGUUGUGCGUGUGGUAAAGUAUGACUCUAGUGGUGAUAGCGGCGAGAUGCUUUUUUUCAAACGUUGUCUUGAGCUUGGAUUCUUCAACACAAUAUUGACCAAUCACCAAUCUUUCCAAAGAAAGAGCAGGAAGGAUACAGUUGAGUCUAAAAAUGGUGGUCCCGAAACGCAGGUCGGGGUUCUUACUCAUGAUGAAUACGAACACGAUGAUGGAGGCAUCUUGCACACAGAAGUAGACCUAUCCAUUCUUACGAUGCCCUCGACAUCGCAUUCUACUAGUGAUGUUGAUUUUUUGUGUGCGCAUCUCAUUAAUACGUGCGCAGCUGGUAAACACACUGCGACUGCAAUGACUUACCUAGACUAUGCUCGGAAAAGUAUCGGUUUACCGCCUAUUCUUAUUGGUAGUCUGGAUGGUACGCGUGGAGGCUUUUUAGUCGGGGAAACCACUAGUAAAAAAACAAGUGAUGUUAAUGGUGCAGGUCUGUUCAGCAUACCUCAUCCUUUAAAAUCAAUACAGGGGGAUGCUUCUACAGCCACGCAAGUAUCAGUCUCCGAAUAUGUCUUAUAUCGCCUUCUUCAUGUUUUGCAUAUCACCCGCGAUAACAGUCAUAUCAUUGAUCUGGCACGUACGAUGCUACGAGAAUGUGGUGCCAGCAGUAUUGGCAUCAGUGUGUGGUCCAUUAUCCUUGUGUCCGCCGGCGAAGUUCGUGCGACUGAUGUUGCCCUCGAGGCGUAUCACAUCGCCCGGAGUUUACUUCAGGACAGCGGCGAGGUGACGAUGUCCCCUACUGAGCAGCAAAAAUAUGAGUAUCUGCUUCAGACUUCCCUUAAUACUCUGUCGAAAUGCCAAAUGAAGAACUUCGAACAACAGUACCUUAUACCGUGCCAGGAGGCCGGCCUUUUGAACUGCACCGAGGAGUUUUACUUUUGUUGCUUGCUCCAGGACGCCCACAAUUCGUUAGACCCUGUGGGCCAAUGCAGGGCCAUUCGAAAUCGUAUGAAUGAUCGAGAUGUUGCACUUACUGUUGGCAUUGUCUCGCGAUUGCUCAAGAUCUACCUGAGAAUGGAGUCUGUGGAAUUUUUUCAAACCUAUAGGCAUGCAGUGCAAGAUUUAAAGCUUUCUAAACCCGCUUGGGUCGACUCACUCUUGUUGUGGGCCGACCGCCGCAGGUACUUCCUGAAACAGGAGGAACGGGGUUACAUUAUCAGUGAAGUACGGCGGGUAAAGGCCAACAUCAAAGGGAACAGCACUGAUACCGAUCUUAAUAACAACAUUAACAACGCAUCGUUUAGAGGUUUGUUAGGUGGAUUGCGUACCCAGUACGCCUUGAUCGAGUAUGAUUACAAUCAACAACCACUUAAGUACUUUCUGAAGCAUCGAGAGGCCCCUCCUGUGGAACCGACGUUGUUAGACUCUCGUAUGCACUUUUUGCUCAAAAAACCGUACUGUGUGGCUCAAGGACUUGCAGGGACGCCCAACGGGGUUGACGGCAAGUCGCCGCUUUCAGUGAUAGCGGAUCCUGUGCGUCGGAUAGAAAUAUCAUGGCGUGCAUCUCUUCUUGGGCCGCUUCCUUUGCUAUUGAAAAUCACUUCUGGGGGUGAUGAUGAUAAUGAACAGCACCAUCAGCGAUUCUCCGUCUCACUCGGUAGUCAUCCUGACUCUUCCACAACUACAGCAACCAACGAUAGAGAGGUAGAGUGUCAAGAAGAGGCUUUUCGGGUGUAUCUGUCCUACAUGUUGGAGGGGUUACAGAGAUCGAGAAAUUUUGUCUAA